UCCUUUCCAAUUUACCUUUGAAACGACAUCGCCUGCCUUUAAGUCAAGCUCUUGUGGGGAAUUACCUCAGUAGAUUUUGAAAUUAUUUUGAAUUUAUUAUGUGAGGUUCCACUGCUCUAUUAGAUGGGGAAAUACGCUGCUAGCCCUCCUCGUCUUGAGCGUCAGUAUAAUUCUAAAUAUGAUUCUUAAUAUUUAUUUACUAGGAAUCAUGUCAACAGAGUUAGAAGUUAAGUACAGGUGCGACGGAGGUUGGUGGAAAUUCGGAAACAGAUGUUAUAGAAUAUUGGGGAACAGUUGGGUGACUAAAGCUAACGCAGUAGAUAUCUGUACCCGAGCGAAUUCUCAACUCUUCGUUCCUUCUAAUCAAGACGAAUACGAUGCUGUAACGGAAUACAUCAACAAUCUUGGUCCGGUUAGCACGGAUGAUAAUCCUACACCAAGAGAUAUUGAAGAUGUGUGGGUAGGGUGCGAUGAUGAAGACGUGGAGGGGACGUUCCAAUGUGUAGAUGGAACAUCAUUUACCAGCUCUAGCGAAUGGAUUACCGGUUAUCUUGGUGGUACUGAUUACAAUUGUGUGGCAUACUUCAAACCUAGCGGACUUGAGGACCAUUCGUGUAUAAUCGCUCUUUCCCAAGUACUCUGUGAAGGUAAUACGGUUAAUAUUAAGGGAAGGCGGGCUCCAGCCGCCAUCACCCGAUCCAGUUCUUACAAGGCUUCAUCUCUCUCCAACCGAUGUCUUCGUGGAUACACACAGAAGACUGUCAAUAAGAAGUCUAAGACCCGCUGUGCUGCUGAGUGCUUGAAGGAAGACUACUGCGUCUCAUUUAAUUUCAAAGAUGGCGUCUGUGACCUCAACUACAAUACCAGAAACCAAGUCCAUUAUAGCGCAUUCCAAGAGGAAGAAGGAUGUUCUUAUUACGAACCGUAG
Lytechinus variegatus (green sea urchin) is the source of this 928-nucleotide messenger RNA. RefSeq lists its product as uncharacterized. The record is from RefSeq and is a predicted model, not a curated record. Bases 179 to 928 code for a protein of 249 amino acids. The transcript has 3 exons. Lineage: Eukaryota; Metazoa; Echinodermata; Echinoidea; Temnopleuroida; Toxopneustidae.